Messenger RNA from Trichoderma virens Gv29-8, 2310 nucleotides. RefSeq lists its product as uncharacterized. The coding region runs from base 1 to 2310 and encodes 769 amino acids. Gene Ontology annotation, molecular function: zinc ion binding; RNA polymerase II cis-regulatory region sequence-specific DNA binding; DNA-binding transcription factor activity, RNA polymerase II-specific. Gene Ontology annotation, cellular component: nucleus. The transcript has 6 exons. Gene Ontology annotation, biological process: positive regulation of transcription from RNA polymerase II promoter by galactose; DNA-templated transcription. NCBI's taxonomy places the organism in Eukaryota, Fungi, Ascomycota, Sordariomycetes, Hypocreales, Hypocreaceae. The record is from RefSeq and is a predicted model, not a curated record.
AUGAGAAACAGCUGUGAACCCUGCCGUGACCGCAAAAGCCGCUGUGAUGGUGGCACGCCAAUAUGCUCGGGAUGCCAGCGUCGCGGCUUAGCUCUAGAUUUGUGUGUCUACAAGGUCGACAAUGCUCGAACUGCCAGCAACGAGGCAUACAUUCGCGCUCUCCAUGAGCGCAUUCGCUCCCUGGAGAACGCUUGCAAGGGCAGCAGCAUAUCAGCGCAUCCUUUUGGGUCCGAUGAACGGGACGACCGGCCAGCAAAUUCCACUGGGGCGGCAGACCAAAGGGAAGAUGCAAAUGGGGCUUUGUCCCCAGUCACAACUCGAAGUUCUUGCCAAGAUUCCACUCAUCUUCCUCUCGAUAUGCUGCCACUGGCACCGGCCGACCAUAUUGACUCGUCCGAUGACUCCAACCCUGUUACAGCCAUGGGCACUAUAUCCGCAACGGAUGACCAUGUCAAUUCAGCCCUCAAGGGAACCAACGAGUUUUACGGCAGUUCUUCUGCUGCUUUCUUUAUCAAGGAGACGUACGGCUCUAUGGGAACCGCCACAGCUGGCUUACGCGGCAUGCCUCCAAGAAGCGGAUUCGAGGGCGGCCAGUCUGCCAAUCUUCUAAGUGCUACGCACACUUUUCACUUCUCGCUGCCACCGCGCUUUGUGGCGGAUCAGCUGCUGGAUGAGUUCUGGCGGCGGGUAUACUACCUAUAUCCCAUGUUUCACCGACCCACGUUUGAGAGUGCAUAUCACAGUCUAUGGGAGGCUCACCGGGAGACAGAUUCGACAGCUCCGGCAUCAAGUGGCGAGCUGGGGCUUGGAGGAUCACCAGGUGCAGGUCCAGGCAGCAUCGUCUUCCAUUGCGCCUUGAACACAAUAUUUGCAUUGGGUUGCUCGUUCCUGGACGCUCCAGCCUCGGAAAAGUCCAACGCAAUCCAGGUGUACUUUCUGAGAGCCAAGCACUUUAUUGGGCUCGACUUUCUCGAUAUGAAUAACAUCGGCGUGGUACAGUCUCUGCUUUUGAUGACACUCUUUCUCCAGUCUACGUCAUUUGCAAGCCGUUGCUGGAAUGCGGUAGGAAUAGCCUGUCGUGUUGCUCAAGGGCUUGGGCUUCACGCUGAGCCUGAUGUAGCCAGCCGAAGUCCCCUUGAGAGAGAGAUACGAAGGAGGACCUGGCACUGCUGCCUCGUCCUAGAUAGGCUUGUGAGCAUGACAUUCGGCCGUCCUACCAUGACGGCGCACUUGUCCAAUCUAGAGCUCCCGUCUUCCAUGGAUUACGACUCAAGUAAUGGCGAAGAUGGCAUUGGUGGCAACCAAAAUGCUGAAGUGUCGAGAUAUCUUUUCAAUGUCGAGCAUAUUCGGCUUUGCAACAUCUUGGGCGAAAUUUUAUUCCAAGUCUUUCAACCCUCUGAUGGGCCAUUGUCCGCAAAGCAGUCCAAUGGCAGACCUAAUGAGGGGCAUCACGGACUCGACGUCAUUCUAAAUUUAGAUGCACAGCUCUCGGAAUAUGUGAAGACGGUCCACCCGGCCUUGUCGUGGGUGUACCCGCGCGCAGUCACCUCCGUGAAGCCCGAGAUCAAAUCGGUUCUUGAAAUGCAACGAAACGCGCUCCAUGUCAGAUUCCUAUAUUUUAGAUUGAUGCUACACCGGCCAACGUUGACGAAUGUAUGCAUCACCUCUGGCGUGGAAGAACUUGACUCCUCACUACCGUACGACGCGCGCCAGACUUUGUACAAGUCCUGCGCUAUCGAGAGUGCCAAGAUAUGCAUUCAAAGCGCAAUGCAGCUUUUGGAGGCGAUGGCACGGACUUGUGCCACUUCCACAUCAACCGGGUGGUGGUGGACUGGAUUAUAUACCAGCACCGCCGGUUUGGUGCUGCUAAUUGGACGUUCUAACCCUCUGCUGGAAGCGUCUAUGGGCCGUCAAGCAAUGGAACAGUCGUGGCGUGCUUGUCAGGCUAUUCUGAACGAGCUAUCAUCCUCCAGCCCAUCUGCUCAGAGGUCCAUCAAGCUAUUGCAGGCUCUCAACGCCAAGCUCACAUCCCGGACCGAACGGGGCCAUGCAGUUCCACUGGAAGCAGAUCGGACUGAGAAACAGCAUGCUAUCCCCACCGGCAUACAGCCAGACCGUUGUGCGGCUCGGGUUCAUGUUGCCACUGAGCCCGAGGCACAGAAUAAUCAGUUCGCCACUGGCUGGCAUCCCCCAGGCUGCGUGUUGCCUGGUCUACAGGCUGACAAGGUUCCAAAUUUUGACAUGGAGGACUCAUUCGUCAAUUGGGACCAGGCCAUGGAUUUCAUGACAGAUGCACCUGGCUUCCUGUAA